AUGUCGGGAGCUGAGGCGGCGAUCGCAGGCAUAGGAUUCCUCUGCAAUGCGAUGCAGAUCGUCACCUUCGGCAGAGACAUUCUCCAAGUUUACAAUCAUGUUCGACAUGAACACUCUCCUGACCCCAGGCUGAAAGCUUAUCUCGAAAGCGCGAAAGCUUGCUUCGAUGAUAUGAACAGCUCAGCUUCCCACGUUCUGCCGUCGACCCGAGACCAACAGCAGAUAAUCGACAUUGGUAAAAAGCUUGAAGAAUCCAUGACCCAGCUGCAAUCCAAAUUCUCCGAGCUUCAUAUCGAUGAUGCAUCGAGACGUGGAUUCCGCGGGAAGAUACAGGUGGGCAAAAAGAGUCUAGCAUCUCUAUGGCAAGGAAAGGAGCUUGAGAGUCUUGAGGUCAACCUCAAAAGAUACGAGAGCCUUCUCCAUGGUGUUGUUCUGCAUCGCAUAUGCAACCAGUCUCAAGCCGCAGAAAUCAGUUCCCAACAGUCGUUUCACCAACUCGACACCAACCUACAGUCGGUCAUUAAACAGCUGGCGGAUGGCCGCACAUGGAUGUCCGAACUCUCAAUCGAGUCACGCGAGACAAGAAAGCGAAUCACCGAGGAACAUGAAACAACACGCGCAGCUAUCAACACAGGUUUUACUACGACGAAUGGCGUCCUUUCGGGUUUCUGUGACUCAGUGUCCCGAGAAUUUCAGGAUAUGGCCCAACGCGACCAGAGUAAAGCCUUGGAAGAAGAGCACAACCAAUUACUCCAGAGCCUCCGAUUCCCUGAGAUGAACAGCCGCAGGAAUCACAUCUCCGAAAACUACCCUGGGACUUUCGAUUGGGUCUUCAAGGGCCCCGGUUACUGCAGUAUAAGCCGUUCACCCAAUUACGAUGAGUCGGAUGAUGAUAGUGUUCAGCAAAGAGAAGAGAAUACUGAUGAUGAGGACAUGGACGACGACGAUGAUGAUGAGGACAUGGACGACGACGAUGAUGAUGAGGACAUGGACGACGACGAUGAUGAUGACGACGACGAGGAUCUGGACGAUACGACAAGAUCAUGGGAUCUUGAUUUCUUUCCUGCCUGGCUAGAGUCAGAUUCCCAACAGUUUUGGAUCGGCGGCAAGCCGGCUUCCGGGAAAAGCUCCCUUAUGAAAUUCCUUGCAACACACCCUCUUACCUUAAAGCAUCUGCAAGCCAAUGAUAGCAGCACACAAAUUCUCACCCACUAUUUCUGGAAGCCAGGGCAGCCGCUGCAGAAGGAUAUCGAAGGCAUGACACGUUCUCUUCUCCAUCAAGUUCUUCACAAGAAUCGUGAUCUUGCCCAGCGGCUGUGGAUAGAACAGCCGAAUGUUCUAGACAAGCGGCAUGGUGGAGAUUGGGAUGUGAAUGAGCUAAGGAAGGCUCUCUGCUGGGCAAUCAGUCAUUCAGGCAACACCUUUUGCAUUUUCCUCGACGGACUAGACGAGGCAAAGGAAUUCGAGGACUUACCGUGGGGUGACCAUCAGAAUACCCAAGUUAUUUACGACUUGCUCAGUCUCUGCAAUAUCAAGCUAUGCGCAUCUAGUAGGGAAGAGGAUCCUUUCUGUCGCUUCUUCGCAGACCAGCCCUGCAUCAAAACUCAUCAGCUUAACAAGAACGAUAUCUAUCAUUUUGCGAAGAACAGGCUCGAAACAUCUGGUCUAAGCUCUGCUGAUCGAUGCCGACUUCUAAGAACAGUUGUCCAGAAAGCAAACGGUGUAUUUCUCUGGGUGGUAUUAGCCGUCAAGAGCCUCAAUCAGGCAAUACGUUCAGGUGGUGCAAAUGAAUUUGAGGAGCGACUCGCACAGACACCAUCAGAUUUACACGACCUCUUGGUCGAUAUGUGGAAUCGCCCCGGAGAUGAUGCCAAGUUGUCAACUUGCAGAACCGAGGCUUCUCGCUUCUUCCAUCUAGCGCUUGUAGCACCCAGAAUGGACAAAAUCGGGCACAGUUGGAGACGUUUCGAAGAACUACCUCUCCACUCGAUGCGCUCAUUGCUCUUAGAUGUGGGAGGGUACGAGAUCGAUUGCGUUUGGUUUGCCGAGGUCUCCUUGAAGUAA
This is a messenger RNA of Fusarium musae, 2064 nucleotides long. RefSeq lists its product as uncharacterized. The record is from RefSeq and is a predicted model, not a curated record. Lineage: Eukaryota; Fungi; Ascomycota; Sordariomycetes; Hypocreales; Nectriaceae. The coding region runs from base 1 to 2064 and encodes 687 amino acids. The transcript has 2 exons.